Messenger RNA from Seriola aureovittata, 3676 nucleotides. It is a transcript of the gene wnt3a, whose product is annotated as wingless-type MMTV integration site family, member 3A. The record is from RefSeq and is a predicted model, not a curated record. Gene Ontology annotation, molecular function: cytokine activity; frizzled binding. The transcript is spliced from 4 exons. Bases 280 to 1389 code for a protein of 369 amino acids. Gene Ontology annotation, cellular component: extracellular region. NCBI's taxonomy places the organism in Eukaryota, Metazoa, Chordata, Actinopteri, Carangiformes, Carangidae. Gene Ontology annotation, biological process: multicellular organism development; cell fate commitment; canonical Wnt signaling pathway.
ACUGCCUGACUAGGCAACAGAGGGAACAUAUCAUCAGAAUUCCCCUUUGGCAAUACCUGCCGAUUGGGUCCUAAAAAAAAAAAAAAAAAAAAAGGCAGCAGCAGCUUUCAACUUUUAAUAUUUUGGAUCCUGCCACGAGUAUACGCGACAGAGAGAUUCUCCCUCAGUUUUUCUGGGGGAUAGGAAUAAAAAUCCAUCGGCGGAGAUCCGAGUUUUUUUUUCCCCUGUCUUUUUUUUUUUUUUUUUUUUUGGCUCUGCAGUUCAAACCUCUGUGCGCGUAUGAGCGCGCAUGUAGGCAUUCUGCUGGAGAUGUUUUGCGAAACUUUAAGGAUGAUAUACCUUGGAUGUUUCCUGUCGCUCUGUGGGCUCACGCAUGUCAUGGCAAGUUAUCCCAUCUGGUGGUCGCUAGCAGUGGGCCACCAGUACUCAUCACUGGGUACUCAACCUAUUCUGUGUGGCAGCAUCCCAGGUCUGGUGCCCAAACAGCUGCGUUUCUGCCGGAACUACGUUGAAAUCAUGCCCAGCGUGGCCGAGGGGGUGAAGAUCGGCAUCCAGGAGUGCCAGCACCAGUUCAGAGGCCGACGCUGGAACUGUACCACAAUCAAUGACAAUCUGGCCAUUUUUGGGCCAGUGUUAGAUAAAGCCACUCGAGAGUCAGCAUUUGUUCAUGCCAUUGCCUCGGCGGGAGUGGCAUUUGCAGUGACCCGUGCCUGUGCUGAGGGUUCAGCCACCAUCUGCGGGUGUGACACACGCCAUAAGGGCCCCCCUGGUGAGGGAUGGAAAUGGGGCGGCUGUAGCGAGGACGUGGAGUUUGGGAGCAUGGUGUCACGGGAGUUUGCUGAUGCGAGGGAGAAUCGCCCUGAUGCACGCUCAGCCAUGAACCGCCAUAAUAACGAGGCAGGAAGAAUGUCCCUCAACGACAACAUGUUCCUGAAGUGUAAGUGCCAUGGUCUUUCGGGUAGCUGUGAGGUCAAGACGUGCUGGUGGUCUCAGCCUGACUUCCGAGUUAUUGGUGACUACAUGAAGGAUAAGUAUGACAGUGCAUCUGAGAUGGUAGUGGAGAAACAUAAGGAGUCCCGUGGCUGGGUGGAGACCCUGAGACCCAAGUACAACUACUUCAAACCCCCAACAGAGCGCGACCUGGUUUAUUAUGAAAGCUCACCUAAUUUCUGUGACCCUAAUCCUGAGACUGGCUCCUUUGGCACUCGCGAUCGCAUCUGCAACCUGACAUCCCACGGCAUAGACGGGUGCGACCUUCUGUGCUGCGGGAGAGGUCACAACACCCGGACUGAGAAGCGGAAGGAGAAGUGCCACUGCAUUUUCCACUGGUGCUGCUACGUCAGCUGUCAGGAGUGUGUGAGAGUCUACGAUGUGCACACCUGCAAAUAGGGACGUCCUGUUCUCAUCUUUAGUCACCAAAAUUUAAACAGGCAGAAGAUCAAAUACAGGAACUUUUCUACAGGACAUGAGGAGCUAUAAACUUGUCUGACCUGUCCAUGGACUCCAGUGGCAGACAUAAACGGCCUCGUGUUUAGAGCUGUGAUGCUAAGAAGAGCCAGUCUCUGUCUUAAUCGACUGGAACAGUUGAGAAGAUGUUGACAUGACAAAGCAUCACCCGUAUGAACUGUGAUGGUGGUGAUGAUGACAGCAAUGUUAAUAUCUAUAGCAUUGACGAAAGGAGUUUUCAUGUACUGACGUAGGAAAGGAGAACUGUCAGCUAAAUGACAAACACCAUAUUGGUGAUUUUCUUUUUUUUCUGUAGUUACUUUUGUUGAGAAUAGUACAGCACUGCCAAUGCUUUCAAGUCUAUGGGGCAAACAAUGGAAAUGUCACAUUUUCUUCAAUGUUUUAUAAUCAAUUGUUUUUGCCACAAAAAGUGACAAACAUUUAUGAGCAAUUUACAUGAUUUAACACCCAACAGCAUGCAUUCUCCUCCUCAACAUUAUUAGUAUGUAUGUGUAUAUCUGAAAACUAACAUUAUCAUUGUGUGAGUGAGUAUUUGUUUUAUAGUGCUAAUAUGUUACUGAUGUUUGGGUAAGAAUGCACUUGCACCUGAGUGAAUGUAGUUAUUACUGCUGUGAUGUGUUUACAUGUUCACAAAUUCUUAAGCUAACGAGUUAAUAUCUGGUUUAAAUUACUAAUUUUGUUUGAGAGUAGACAUGAGCCACAUCCACCGAACACUGGCAAAACAAGAAAAUACACAGUCUGCACAUUUCAUUAAACACCUGAUAAACACUGGAAGCUUUUUUCUUAAGAGUAACAACGCUUUGAAUGACCAAAGACAAGAAAAGAAAACCCCCUGUUAGUCAACGGUGGUGAGAGAGCUGUAAAUGAAUCUGAAAGGUCAGCACUUGUGUCCUGUUGAGAAAUAUGAAGCAUGUUCUCCUUGUUUUUAUCAGUAUUAGCAUUGUCUCAUGUGAUUCGGUUUGGGGAAAACUGUUAUUUAUACAAAUAUAAUACUCUUUUAUUUUGAUAUUUGAUCAGAUAAAAGUUAAUUCUGUGCUCCCUGAGAAAAAAAACACAAAUGGCAAAUAAACCGCAAACCAAGCUGUAUCAUAUAAGCUCUGUAUAAUGCAGUAUAAUUUGCAGUUGCAGUAAAAUAAUGACCAAAACCUGUGCAUGUGAUGAUUCUCAACUGUGGCUUAUUGUUCCCCAAACUAAACAACAAGCAGCAUCACUGAAACUAUCAAGACUUCCCUUAUUUUAAUGCUGCUAAGUAAAGUUAAUAUGUGUAUGUGUGUGUGUGUUUAGGUCCUUACAAACAGUGUGUCUUUGUCUAUUUGUCUUAUAUGUUUAUUCUUGUAUGUAUUGAUUCUUUCUGUGAAAGAAAAAUAUUAUAUAUAGUUUGGAAAAAAUGUGAAGUUUUGACUAAUUCUUACAGUAAUUCCCAUUUAACCACAUAGACCAAUAUAGAGUUUAGGUUAUUUUAGUCGUCUAUGGAUUUUGUAGUUGUGCCAAACAUCAGGGCAAAAAUGAUUCAUGUUUCUCUCCCUUAAUUUGAGAAGAUGAAAUACAAUACAGUAUUUAUUUAUUUGGAAAGUGAAAAACUACUGAAAGAGACAAAAACUUUUUGCAAGUGGGUGCACCAUUUCACUGAGAGCCUUGACUAUGGAGAGAUGUGUAAAGUCACUGAUGAAUUAUUGUUCACAGCCAAUGUAAUGCUAUGUCUCAGGCGUGUAUAUUUUUCAGUCUCUAAACAAAUAUGCCCACCCGUGAUAACUUUACAUCAUGACUAGAAGUAAUAAAUGAACAGCCAUAACCAGUUUCACAUUUAAGUCAUUUUUUAAUGAACUACACAGCAACCAUCAUCAGUACAAGAACUGUUAUCUUGCUGUACACUUUAUAUGUGAUUGAUUGCUUGUGUGGACAAUUUGCUUAUGUUCUAAUUUUUUGUUAAGUCUGUAAAUCCAAAGUUUUGUACAAAAUAGUUAUUGCGUUUUUAUGGGUUUCUAAAAUUGGAUGUUUUUUUAUGAUUAUUUAUUUCAUGCUAUGUACAUAUUAGUGAGUAAAAAUAUAUAUUUGCAGAAAAUACUUUUUUUUGAAACAGUGUUUUGACUUGUAACGCUGUAGCCUUUUUACCUCAUAUCUGUUUUUCCACUGACUCCACACAGGUAUCGUUUAUCCUGCUGCCUGUAGUAGAUUUCUAAAGUUAACUCUUUAACACCAAAAUAAAACA